AUGGCCAACCCUCCUCACGGCGGAGUCCUGAAGGACCUUAUUGCUCGCGAUGCUCCCCGCCAUGAUCAGUUGGCCGCAGAGGCGGAGGACCUACCCGCCAUCGUUCUCUCCGAGCGCCAGCUGUGUGAUCUCGAAUUGAUCAUGAAUGGAGGGUUCAGUCCUCUGGAGGGCUUCAUGAACCAAAAGGAUUUUGACAGCGUCUGUGAGAACUGCCGUCUUGCCGAUGGCAACCUGUUUUCUAUGCCCAUCACCCUCGACGCCUCCCAGGAAGUCAUCAAUGAUGGCAAGCUUCAGGCUGGCUCUCGGGUCACUCUGCGUGACUUCCGAGAUGACCGCAAUCUGGCCAUUUUGACCAUCGAUGACAUCUACCGUGCUGACAAAGAAAAGGAAGCGAAGCUGGUUUUUGGCGGCGAUGAGGAACAUCCCGCUAUCAAGUAUCUGAACACGAAGGUUCAUGAAUUCUAUAUUGGUGGAAGGGUGGAAGCUGUGAACAAACUAAACCACUACGACUAUGUCGCACUGCGCUACACCCCCGCAGAGCUGCGUGUGCAUUUUGACAAGCUCGGCUGGAACCGAGUUGUCGCUUUCCAGACGAGAAACCCCAUGCACAGAGCCCACCGUGAGCUCACCGUUCGUGCUGCUCGCGCUCGUCAGGCCAAUGUCUUGAUCCACCCUGUUGUCGGUCUCACCAAGCCUGGUGAUAUUGACCACUUCACCCGUGUCCGUGCCUACCAAGCCCUCCUUCCUCGAUACCCCAACGGAAUGGCCGUCUUGGGUCUGCUGCCCCUGGCUAUGCGUAUGGGUGGUCCCCGUGAGGCUAUCUGGCAUGCCAUCAUCCGUAAAAACCACGGUGCCACCCACUUUAUCGUUGGCCGCGACCACGCCGGUCCGGGUAAGAACUCUAAGGGUGAGGAGUUCUACGGUCCUUACGAUGCUCAGCACGCCGUUGAAAAGUACAAGGACGAGCUGGGCAUUGAUGUCGUCGAGUUCCAACAGGUCACUUACCUGCCCGAUACCGACGAGUAUAAGCCCAAGGACGAGGUCCCUGCCGGUGUCAAGACCCUUGACAUCUCUGGUACUGAGCUCCGCAAGCGUCUGCGCACUGGCGCCCACAUCCCCGAGUGGUUCACAUAUCCCGAAGUCGUCAAAAUCCUCCGCGAAUCUAGCCCCCCGCGUUCCAUUCAGGGCUUCACCAUCUUCUUCACUGGUUACAUGAACUCGGGUAAAGACGCCAUUGCUCGAGCACUCCAGGUCACCUUGAACCAGCAGGGUGGCCGCACAACCACCCUACUCCUGGGUGACACCGUCCGCCACGAGUUGUCGUCUGAGCUGGGCUUCAGCCGUGAGGACCGCCACACCAACAUCCAGCGGAUCGCCUUCGUUGCUGGUGAGCUCACCAGGGCUGGCGCUGCCGUUAUUGCCGCCCCCAUCGCUCCGUAUGAAUAUUCUCGGAACGUUGCCCGGGAGGCUGUCUCCCACCAGGGCGGCUCUUUCUUCCUCGUCCAUGUGGCUACCCCUCUCGAGUACUGCGAGAAGACCGAUAAGCGUGGUAUUUACGCCAAGGCUCGCCGUGGUGAGAUCAAGGGCUUCACUGGUGUUGACGACCCUUACGAGACUCCUACCAAUGCGGAUCUCACCGUUGACCUCUCGAAGCAGAGCGUUCGCAGCAUUGUCCAUGAAAUCAUCCUCAUGCUUGAGAGUGAGGGCUAUUUUGACCGUGCGUAG
Molecule: messenger RNA, 1725 nt
Organism: Aspergillus tanneri
Lineage: Eukaryota; Fungi; Ascomycota; Eurotiomycetes; Eurotiales; Aspergillaceae
Gene: sC
Product: sulfate adenylyltransferase
Exons: 5
Coding region: 1-1725 (574 amino acids)
Biological process (GO): sulfur amino acid metabolic process
Cellular component (GO): cytoplasm
Molecular function (GO): sulfate adenylyltransferase (ATP) activity; ATP binding; adenylylsulfate kinase activity
Source: RefSeq, a predicted model, not a curated record